Messenger RNA from Astyanax mexicanus (Mexican tetra), 3491 nucleotides. It is a transcript of the gene nsmaf, whose product is annotated as neutral sphingomyelinase (N-SMase) activation associated factor. The coding region runs from base 214 to 2961 and encodes 915 amino acids. The transcript is spliced from 31 exons. The record is from RefSeq and is a predicted model, not a curated record. Gene Ontology annotation, molecular function: protein binding. NCBI's taxonomy places the organism in Eukaryota, Metazoa, Chordata, Actinopteri, Characiformes, Acestrorhamphidae.
GCUGUAUGUGUGUGUGUGUGUGUGUGUGUGUGUGUGUGUGUGUGUGUGUGUGUGUGUGUGUGAGAGAGUGAGUGAGUGAGGGCUGUUAAUGACAGUGUUUGUGAGGCAGGAGCUCCUGCAGGCUGCAGUUCUGCAGCUCCGGUUCAGAGGAUUUCCGUGUUCAGCUGCUCGCUCUGUCCGCUGUUGUCCUCCUGAUGCAGGACCCGAGGCGCCAUGGCUUUCAUUAGGAAGAAGGAGCGCUCCCGGGAGAGGUUCUCUCUGUUGUUGCUGGAUCUGGAGGAGUAUUAUUUUGAACAGCACACUGCAUAUCAUAUGACUGGCAGUGGCAGCAGUGCUGCACCAAACAGACAUAAUCAAGGUUCCCUAAAGAUCUGCUCUAAAUCAAUAAUUUUUGAGCCGGAUGAUCAGAAUGAACCCAUUCUGAAGAUUCCCCUCAAAGAUUGCAAGAGGAUAGAAGCACUGGAGGAGAAUGAGAGCAACCCUUUUAAAGAAACCAAACCUGCAUGUCUACUUAUGGAAACCAAGCAGGUGUAUCUUAUCAAAGAGGGCAACGCUGUCUCUCCGUACAGAUAUCUGCGGGGUGAAAGAAUUGUGAUAUUCCAGCUGGACAUUUCCAAAAAAACAGAAGAUGUUGUACAGACUUUGCUGCAGUUGCACAGAGCAUCAUGUCUGGACAAGCUGGGUGACCAGACAGCCAUGAUUGCUGCUAACUUACAAUCCAGGUUGGCACGAACAUCUUUUGAUAAGAACAGCUUUCAGUGUGUGUCUGAGAGCCCACAUAUGGACUGCGAGGCUGAGAUGAUAACCCCAUUAGUGACCAACCCUGGACAUGUGUGCAUCACUGAUGACAACCUCUACUUCCAGCCCCUGAACAGUUACCCUGACUCAGUGGUGCAGAUUGGACUCCGUAGCAUCAGACGUAUCUACAAGAGAAGACACGGCCUGAGACCAUUGGGGCUGGAGGUGUUUUGUACUGAGAAUGAUCUGUGUUCAGAUAUCUACUUGAAGUUCUACAAUACUAAAGACAGGGAUGAACUGUACUACUACAUCGCCACUUUCUUAGAGAACCACAUAACAGAGCAAACAGCAGAGAGUUACAUGUUGCUGUGGCAGAGGGGACACAUCUCUAACUAUCAGUACCUGCUGCACCUCAACAACCUGGCAGACCGCAGUGUUAACGAUCUCUCUCAGUAUCCUGUGUUUCCCUGGGUUAUCGACGAUUACAGCAGUCCUCAAUUAGAUUUGUUGAAUCCGGCUUCCUUUCGGGAUCUCAGUAAACCUGUGGGAGCUUUAAACACAGAGAGACUGGAAAGACUACUGGACCGCUACAGGGACAUGCCUGAACCACGUUUCAUGUACGGUAGUCAUUACUCUUCUCCUGGAUACGUUCUCUUCUACCUCGUCAGAGUGGCUCCAGAGCACAUGUUGUGUUUGCAGAAUGGACGUUAUGAUCACGCAGACAGAAUGUUCAAUAGUGUUGGAGAAACAUGGAAAAAUUGUUUAGAAGGAGGAACUGACUUCAAGGAGCUGAUCCCAGAAUUCUAUGGAACUGAUUGCAGCUUCUUGAAGAACAUGCUGAAUUUGAAUUUAGGUCGGCGGCAGGGUGGAGGGCAGGUGGGAGAUGUGGAGCUUCCUCCUUGGGCUUCAGAUGCUGAUGACUUCCUGCAGAAGAUGCGUGCUGCAUUGGAGAGUCAGCAUGUGUCUGAGCAUCUGCACGAAUGGAUCGAUUUGAUCUUUGGCUACAAACAGAAAGGCAGUGAAGCUGUGGCAGCACAUAACGUUUUCCACCCAUUAACAUAUGAAGGAGGCAUUGAUUGUGACAGUAUUGAAGACCCAGAUCAGAAGAUAGCGAUGCUAACCCAGAUUUUGGAAUUUGGGCAAACGCCUCGACAGCUUUUCACCACUCCUCAUCCUCAGAGAAUCACUCCCCGCUUCCACAACAUCUCAUCAGGAACCAGCAACAGCACCUCGCCCAAUGAGCUUUCACCAGGAUCUCCAAGUAUGGAAUCUUUUGAGGAUCUGACAGAGGAGAGUAAAAAGCUGGCCUGGAGCAAUAUGAACAGACUUACAGCACAGUCCAAUCACAAGAUACACAAAGAGGCAGUGACGGGUAUUGCAGUGACUUCUAAUGGAGCGUCCGUUUUCACAACGUCUCAAGAUUCAACUUUGAAGAUGUUCUCUAAAGAGAGCAGUGCACUGCAGAGGAGUGUGUCCUUUUCCAACAUGGCUUUGUCCUCAUGUGUAAUGCUACCAGAAGACAAAACAGUGGUUUGUUCUUCAUGGGACAAUAAUCUGUACUUCUACUCAAUAGCCUAUGGUAGAAGACAGGAUACGCUCAUGGGCCACGAUGAUGCAGUCAGUCAGAUUUGCUGGAGAGACAAUCAGCUGUAUACGGCCUCCUGGGACUCUACAGUAAAGGUCUGGAAAUGUAUGGCAGCAGACAUAUCCAGUAAUAAGAGAACUCAGUUUGAGCCGCUCGCUGAACUGGAACAUGAAGCUGGAGUUAACACAAUAGCUAUAAGCCCUGCUGGUACACUUUUAGCCUCAGGCACUAAAGAGGGCACUCUUAGUGUUUGGGACCUUGCCAGUUUCUCCAUGCUUCACCAACUAUCCUGUCAUUCUGGAAAGAUCCACCAAGUGGCCUUCAGUCCAGACAGUAGAAAUAUUUUAAGUGUGGGCGAGGAUUCGUGUUUGAAGGUUACAGAUGUGCAGACAGGCAUGCUUUUGUCCACUAUUCAUGCAGAGGAUGAGCAGAGGUGUUUCUGUUGGGAUGGUAACGUUGUUUUGUCUGGAGGACAGUCAGGGAGCUUGCUGGUUUGGGACCUUCUCUCCAGUAAAGUCAUACACAGCAUUCCUGCUCACUCAGGUCCCAUCACUUGCAUUUGGAUGAAUGAGCAGUGCAGCAGUGUCAUCACAGGAGGAGAAGAUAAACAAAUCAUGUUCUGGAAACACCAGUAUUAAGACACACGCACACACACAACACAUGAAGCCAAGUUUGCUGGACACAGGUGUUCAGUUCAGGCCUGUAAUUCAAGUAUGAGCAUAAAUAUGAUACUGAAUGGAGAACAUAACUUUGUCUGUGGAGCCUGUACAUGGCCGUGGUGUGUUUUCUGCUCUAACACACCACAACUCCCAACACAAUAUCAGCUUGUUAAUGAACUGAUUAGAUGGGUCAAGUGUGUUAGAGAUCCCAGGUUUUACUGAUAUUGUGUCCUUUUUUUUUCUUUCUUUCUUUUUUACAGUGCAAAUGCAGUGUAUGUUUAGCCUAGAUACACGCCAUUCCCAGUUUUAUCAUUUUAUACUUAUAUUUUAUUACUUUUAAUUUUUUUUCUUUAAAACUGAUACAAAGGUGUUGUUGAAAGUGGCCACUUGUGGAAUAGUGAGCCGUAAUAUUCAUGAUUAAUUGCAUAAACAUUCUAGAUUGGGUUGUGUUAUUAUAACUGCAUCACUUCCUCCCAUUUCCCAUUUAAAUAAAAACUCACAGUAUCGUA